This is a messenger RNA of Zea mays, 748 nucleotides long. Its product is annotated as lachrymatory factor synthase. The record is from RefSeq and is marked validated. Lineage: Eukaryota; Viridiplantae; Streptophyta; Magnoliopsida; Poales; Poaceae. The transcript has a single exon. The coding region runs from base 70 to 633 and encodes 187 amino acids.
AGCGCAGCACAUCUACUUACCGCACAAGCUAGCGCGCGCAGGAGCUCAGCUCAGGCAGGAGCGGGAGAGAUGGAGAAGGCGGAGGAGGCGGCGGCGGCGGCGGCGCAGGAGCAGUGGCAGGGCGUGGUGGAAGCCAACCUGCCGUCGACCCCGGCCUCUGCCGCGUGGCCGCACAUCGCGAGCUUCUGCGCGCUGCACCGGUACCUCCCGGGCAUCGACGUGUGCGAGCUCGCGGCGGGGGAGGACGGGCGGCCCGGGUGCGUCCGCUACGUGGCCUCCCUGGUGCCGGGCACCACGACCGGGGAGGUCCGCAGCUGGGCGCGGGAGAAGCUGCUGGAGAUCGACGACGGCGCCCGGCGGCUCGGCUACGCCGUCGUCGGCAGCAGCAUGGGGUUCGGCAGCUACGUCGCCACUAUGAGCGUCGUCGCUGGCGACGCCGACGAGGGGUGCAGGCUGGUCUGGGCGUUCGAGUGCCAGCCCGUGCAGGGGUGGAGCCGCGACGGGCUCCUCGCCUACCUCGACGGCGGCGUCAGGGCCAUCGCCGCGCGGAUCGAGGAAGCCGCCCGUGCCGCUUACGCCGCCGCCAAUGCGACGCCGGAGGAGGCGGCGGCGUCGGUCGCCGCCAAUGCUUGACAAGUCUAGUUCCGAGAGGAAUCGAAUCGACAGUCGACAGAUGCAUGCAUUUCUGUAUUGAGAUGAGAAUAUUACUGUACGUCGUCAAACUUAAUUAAUGCGUUGUUAAUCGCAA